CCAAAGCGAUAAGAAGAAUUAAAAACAAAAACAUAUGUGAAACACGAACGACAAUAAAUACCAGUAGUGCAGGUACAAAUUAACCUUUCGAUUAGAUUGAGCUCGAAAAAAAACUAGAGCAAAUUAAGGUAAACCCUCGAAAUCUUUGAUUGAUUCGAAAUUCGAAUUGUUAGGUAUUAGAUUACCAACAAGCGGUAAAAAAAAAAACAUAUAAAUAGUAGCAAUAAAUUGAAACUGGGACAGUGUAUAAUUUAAGAUGAACCAGAAAAAGUCUGUACUUUGUGUGGGCUGCACCGUGAUUGACUUUGUGACCAUUGUCGGGAGUUAUCCCAAGGAGGACACCGAUCGUCGGUGCCUGGAUGGAUUCUGGCAACGUGGCGGCAAUGCCUCCAAUGUUAGCACAACGCUCAGAGUUCUCGGCACCAAAGUGGACUUCUUUGGCAUUCUGAGCAGUUCGGAUGCGUUUCGUGUGCUCCUCGAAGAUCUCCGGCGACGAGGGAUCGGCACUCGGAACUGCCCCCUGACCAGCAGGGAUCCCCCGUUUUCAUCGGUGAUACUGUCACAGGACACCGGCUCCCGCACCAUUAUCCACUGCAAUAAGGACUAUCCGCAGACCACGUGGGAGGACUUCAUCAAGAUCGAUCUCUCAUACUACGGAUGGGUACAUUUUGAGGCUCGCAACACGACACACACCGCCAAGAUGAUGCAGAGCAUCCGGGAGUACGACCGGAAAACAGGGCAACGCACCUUUAUCUCGCUGGACUUUGAGACGAGGUACGAUCAGAACUUGGAACUAUGUCAUCCCUGCGACUAUGUGAUCUUCUCCAAGGAGCUGGCCACCGACAAGGGCUGGACGACGCCGCAGCAAACUUGUCAAGAGCUGGCCGCCGACAUUUCCGGUAAUGGAAGCAAAAAACCCAUAAUUAUCUGUCCAUGGGGCAGUGACGGAGCCGUGUGUCUCGAUUCAAGUGGUAACUUCCAUAAGUGUUCUUCCUAUCAGCCUGAGAAAGUGGUGGACACUUUGGGCGCAGGAGACAGCUUCGUGGCGGGAUUUAUAAAAGCCACUUUUGAGGAUCAACGGUGUCUAAGGGAAGCUGUGGACUAUGCCAACCGCAUUGCGAGUCGCAAGAUCGAGGGAUUCGGUUACGAUCAUAUAAAUUCACUCAGCAUAACGUGAUGUUCCUUCAAAAG
Molecule: messenger RNA, 1191 nt
Organism: Drosophila serrata
Lineage: Eukaryota; Metazoa; Arthropoda; Insecta; Diptera; Drosophilidae
Product: ketohexokinase
Biological process (GO): fructose metabolic process
Molecular function (GO): ketohexokinase activity
Source: RefSeq, a predicted model, not a curated record